UCCUCCUCUGGUCUACUUUCUACUUUAGCAUCCACUUUCCUCCUACUUGAUCUUCUACGCUGUCUUCGACUCUCUCAUCAAAAGUCUGCAAAGAAAACACUUAUUCCACAUAAUUUGAAUCCUUGUUACUAGCCUCCUCCUACCAAGAACUGUUCCGCCUCCCCUGUUUGAAUCCCUCCGGCUACUGCCGAGUGCCGCGCACUUAAGUGAUUGAUCGGCCGGACGGGCCAACCAUAUCCCACGCACCAAUGGAUCCGCUCGCCUCCCUCCGGCAGCUGGUCCAAACCUAUCCUCUCAUCGAUAACCAUGCUCAUAACCUCCUCAAUAAGUCCAAUGCCUGCAAUUAUGAGAAGUACGCUUUCGAGCAGAUCACCUCCGAAGCACAAGGCAUCGCUUUAGAAAAUGCGCCUCACACCUUACCCCUGCAACGUGCGGCCCAUCAACUAGCUACUCUGUAUGACUCUCCCUCCAAUGACUGGGAUCGUGUCAAGGAGGCCCGCGAUCAGUGGGUGAAACGCGAUUAUGAUGAGCUCAUCCGCCGCUGCCUCGAAGGUACCCACAGCCUUCUUCUAGACGAUCUGCUUACAGACGAAGACAUUGAGCCGUUUGAUUGGCAUGAUCGCUUCACGACAGCUCCGACCAAGCGGAUCGUACGCAUUGAGGUUGUGGCCGCCCAGGUUCUCGCUGCUAUCCUCCCUGAGGGGUACUCAGAGGCCUUGGAUGACGUGACGAACCUAAGGCAGACGUUCGAUCGAUUUCGUGAAGGCUUUCAUCAAGAGAUUGAGAAAGCGGUUGCGGAUGCCGUUGUAGUCGGGUUCAAAUCUGUCAUUUGCUACCGCACAGGCUUACAUGUUCAAUGUGCCGACGACAAGGAUGAUGACAGCCGUCUACUGCAAUCAUUUGCUCGGACCAUUCAGCAACGAACGGGUCCAACUUACCGUGUUGAAGAUAAGCCUUUGAAUGACUGGGUAGUGCGGCAGACUCUGGACUUGCUUCAGGCCGCCAGAACCUCGACCCCUCUGGGCCCUAACAAGCCACUGCAACUUCACACAGGUUUGGGCGACAACGAUAUCAACCUGAUCCUCUCAAAUCCUGCCUACCUUCAAGAUCUGAUUGCUCGAUAUCCUAAAGUGGAUUUUGUUUUGUUACAUUCUUCAUACCCAUACACCCGCGAGGCAGGUUACCUUGCUUGCGUGUACCCUAAUGUCUACCUUGAUCUAGGAGAAGUAUUUCCCAUGGUAAGCCGAGAUGCUCAAGAGUCUAUAAUUCGAGAAAGCUUGGAGGUCGUACCUACGAAUCGUCUCCUGUGGAGCACAGACGGCCAUUUCUACCCGGAGACGUUCUGGCUUGCUAACAAGCAGUUCCGUGACGCCCUAGAGAAGGUUCUUGUGGACUAUGUUCGUCAAGGUGACUUUGCCAUUGAACAGGCCAAGACAGCAGCCUCAGAUAUCCUUUUCCACAACUCGAAUCGCCUCUACAGCCUGAAUGAGACUAACUCUUACGACGAGACUCAAAAGCCUUGCUCUCGACCACUAGCGGGUUCGUCUAGUGACGAGUGGAAGGCUUUUGUGCAAAACAAUCCGGACAUCAAGUAUAUCUGGUUGCAGUUCUUUGACUACACCGCGACAUUACGCCUACGCAUUUUCCCAGUGCAAGAAUUCGCCAAGAUCGUCCGCAAAGAACGUCGUAUCGGCGUCUGCCUUGCCACUCAGCAGAUGCUCCAGAAUGACACUGUUUGCCCCGAAGGCUCAACGACCGGCCAGUUCUACAUGCAACCAGACCUGUCCACUCUUUCCCGCAAUGUUGGGCUGGACUCCAAGAGUGCAACCGUUAUGAGCUGGUGGCUCACGGAGGAUGGCAGGCCUCUGCCAGGAUGCCCUCGAACCCUCCUUCGCAAUGUGACUAAUCAGCUGCAAAGCGAACAUGGUAUUCAAGUCCUAUGCGGGUUUGAAAUCGAAGUCGUGUUUCUGAGAUGUAUCACCAACCCCGAUACAGAUCAGGAAGACUUUGUCCCGUGUGUCAAAAACCACUCUUGGUCUCAAAUGACCAGAGAAACCAGACGUAUGGUGCCAUUGCUUGAGGAGAUCGCCGAGACUCUUGCAUCUAUCGGCAUUAACCUCGAACAAUUCCACUCUGAAUCUGCCCCUGGCCAAUUUGAGUUUGUCCUUCCACCUGGACCUCCCCUCGCAGCGGUUGAUACCCUUCUCAAAGCACGGCAGGUGGUGACCCAGGUUGCUGAGCAACAUGGUCUUCGCGCGACACUACAUCCUCGUCCUUACACUCACGCUGCUGGCACAGCAUCCCACGCACAUCUUUCCAUCACCCCGUCCACGAAGGAGGACAGCUUUCUUGCCGGUAUUCUUCAGCACUACCCAGCCUUGAUGGCCGUUGCGUUAGCCGGAGACGUUAGCUAUGAUCGGGUCUGCUCUGGCUUGUGGGCCGGGAGCGAGUGGGUCAGCUGGGGUACACAGAACCGUGAAUCGCCAAUCCGCAAGAUCUCGCCGGCGCAUUGGGAAAUCAAGACAUUGGACGGAUUAGCGAAUAUGUAUAUUGCUAUGUCAGCAUUCCUGGCCGCAGGCUAUCUUGGAGUGAAGAACAACGAACCUUUGACGGCUUCUGAUUGUCCCUAUGACUCCGCAACCUUGAGCGAGGAGGAGCGCAAGUCUUACGGCAUCACUACCCAACUACCAAAGUCGCUGUCUCAGAGCCUCGACGAGCUGGAGGCCGAUUCUGCUCUGCAGGAAGUUCUUGGGUCGACUCUGGUUGCGAACUACAUUCUCGUCAAACGCGCGGAGAAGAAGAAGCUGGAUUCCAUGGAGGAAGAAGCACGGAGGAAGUGGUUGCUGGAGCGUUAUUGAUCUUGAUGCGAUGCAUAUAUAAUCACCUAGCGGAACGAUUUUGGACGAUUCAAGAGAAUAUCCCUAUUCCCUACCCAUACUACCUAGCUGUUCUGUUG
This is a messenger RNA of Aspergillus saccharolyticus JOP 1030-1, 2956 nucleotides long. It is a transcript of the gene fluG, whose product is annotated as extracellular developmental signal biosynthesis protein FluG. The record is from RefSeq and is a predicted model, not a curated record. The coding region runs from base 249 to 2858 and encodes 869 amino acids. The transcript is spliced from 3 exons. Gene Ontology annotation, molecular function: glutamine synthetase activity; hydrolase activity. NCBI's taxonomy places the organism in Eukaryota, Fungi, Ascomycota, Eurotiomycetes, Eurotiales, Aspergillaceae.